AUGUUGGUCCACCUCUGGCUUCUCUGUGGUCUGAGCGCUGUUGUGACCCCUCAGGAUGUCACGCAACAAGCCCAACUGUUUCUAGAAGAGUUUAACAGGAGGGCAGAAGACAUUAGCUAUGAGAUGUCCAUUGCCUCUUGGAAUUACAACACCAACAUCACCGAGGAGACUGCCAGGAAAAUGAACGAGGCGAGUGCCAAGUGGUCCACGUUUUACGACGAGGCCUCCAGGAACGCCAGCAGCUUCCCAUUAGCCAGCAUCCAGGAUGCUCUCACCAGGCUCCAGAUCCAGGCUCUCCAGGACAGAGGAUCAUCUGUGCUGUCACCGGAAAAAUACAGCAGACUGAGCACUGUGCUAAAUACAAUGAGUACCAUCUACAGCACCGGGACCGUCUGUAAAAUCACCGAACCGUCUGAGUGUUUGGUGCUGGAGCCAGGUCUGGACACUAUUAUGGCUAACAGCACUGAUUAUAAUGAGAGACUGUGGGCCUGGGAAGGCUGGAGAGCUGGUGUAGGCAGGACAAUGAGACCAUUAUACGAAGAGUAUGUUGAGCUUAAAAACGAGGUUGCAAAGCUUAAUAAUUAUUCUGACUAUGGAGAUUACUGGAGAGCAAAUUAUGAAGCAGACUAUCCAGAAGAAUACAUAUACAGCCGUGACCAGGUGAUUGAAGAUGUGGAGAAGACAUUUGAGCAGAUAAAACCCCUGUACCAGCAGCUGCAUGCCUACGUGAGGCACCGGCUGGAGCAGGUCUAUGGUCCCGAGCUCAUCAGUGACACAGGAUGCCUCCCUGCCCAUUUGCUGGGUGAUAUGUGGGGUAGGUUUUGGACAAAUCUGUAUUCCUUGGCUGUUCCCUAUCCAGCCAAACCAAAUAUUGAUGUAACUUCUGCAAUGGUUCAAAAGAAAUGGGAUGCGGUGAAAAUAUUCAAAGCCGCUGAGGCCUUCUUCACCUCCGUCGGCCUUUAUGAAAUGACCGAGGGCUUCUGGAAUAACUCCAUGCUCACAGAGCCGACCGACGGCAGGAGUGUUGUCUGCCAUCCUACGGCAUGGGAUCUGGGGAAAAAUGACUACAGGAUCAAGAUGUGCACCAAAGUGACCAUGGACGACUUCCUGACUGCACACCAUGAGAUGGGCCACAUCGAAUACGACAUGGCGUACUCGGUGCAGCCCUACCUGCUGAGAGAUGGUGCCAAUGAGGGCUUCCAUGAGGCAGUGGGUGAAAUUAUGUCACUUUCUGCCGCCACUCCUGAGCACUUGAAAUCUCUUGACCUCCUAGAGCCAACUUUCCAAGAGGAUGAAGAAAAUGAAAUCAACUUUCUGCUCAAACAAGCGCUAACGAUUGUUGGAACAAUGCCUUUUACUUACAUGCUGGAGAAGUGGAGGCAGUCCGUGGUCUUUGCACAAGAUGUUCCAGAUCCCAGGAUCAACAUUGCUGUCCCCGUGGUGGUGUAUGCCCCAGGACAUCUUUGUAGCUUAAACACAGCCUUUCCGAGACAAAUAGUUGGCGUUGUCGAACCCGUCCCUCACGAUGAAACCUAUUGCGACCCUGCGGUGCUCUUUCAUGUGGCCAAUGAUUAUUCAUUCAUAAGGUAUUACACUCGGACCAUCUAUCAGUUCCAGUUUCAGGAGGCACUUUGCAAGGCAGCUAACCAUACUGGCCCUCUUCACACAUGUGACAUUACCAACUCUACAGCAGCUGGUGACAAUUUGAGACAAUUGCUUGAAUUAGGCAGAUCUGAGCCCUGGACUCAAGCGCUGGAAAGACUAACAGGAGAGAAAUACAUGAAUGCAGCGCCUUUGCUCCGCUACUUCGAACCUCUGUAUAACUGGCUGCAAAUAAACAAUUCUGGCAGAUACAUUGGUUGGAGAACAGACUGGGCUCCAUAUUACAACAAUGCCAUCAAAGUGCGCAUCAGCCUGAAAUCGGCACUGGGGGAUGAGGCGUAUGAAUGGGAUGAAAACGAGCUCUUUUUGUUCAAAUCAUCCAUUGCCUAUGCCAUGAGAAAAUACUUUGCAGAGGAGAAACAGCAGGAAGUUGACUUCCAGAUUACAGACGUUCAUGUUCAGGAACAGACACAAAGGAUCUCCUUCUACCUUAGUGUCAGCAUGCCAGGUAAUAACAGUGAUCUUGUGCCCAAAGCUGACCUGGAAAAUGCCAUCAGGAUGUCUCGGGGGCGAAUCAAUGAGGCUUUCAGACUGGAUGAUAAUACGCUGGAGUUUGUGGGCAUAUAUCCAACCUUGGCCACACCUUAUGAACCACCAGUCACCAUCUGGUUAAUUAUAUUUGGGGUGGUCAUUAGCCUGGUUGUCAUUGGAGUUAUUGUCUUGAUCAUCACUGGGCAGAGAGAUCGAAAAAAGAAAGCAAGACAAAGUGGGAGUGACACGGGAUCAAACUGUGAUGAGGUGAACCCUUACGCUGAAGAGGGAAAAAGCAACAUGGGGUUUGAGCCAUCUGAAGAGACACAAACAUCAUUCUAG
Messenger RNA from Opisthocomus hoazin, 2475 nucleotides. The record is from RefSeq and is a predicted model, not a curated record. Lineage: Eukaryota; Metazoa; Chordata; Aves; Opisthocomiformes; Opisthocomidae.